AUGCCCUCGUCACCAACCUCGGUCCCGGCGACGCCGCGAGUAAUCUCUCCGUCGCCCUCCCUCUCCGAUAGAUCUGACGCACGUGAUGGGUAUUUCGCACCAACGACGCGGUCAGCGGCGCGCCGACAACGUCUCUCCGAAGACACACAGGAUGUACCAGAGUCGGAGUCUACACCCUCGGGCUCGACGCGACGACGACGGCCCCAACGUCGGUCCAAUCCGAAAAUCCCGGCCUCGCCCCCGUCCACCAACGGCAGCGCCUCGAACGGCUUUCUCUUACCGACAUUAAGGAUCCCAGAGACCUUGCGUGACAUCUCGCGAUCGCCAUCACCGCUCGGCAUCAUCCCUCUACAUACCCGUUAUCGCAGUUUCAUUCACCGCCAUGAAAUUCCCCGCAAACUACUGCACGUGUCGAUCGGGUUUCUGACUCUCCACCUUUACAGCCGGGGUAUCCAGACGUUGCAGAUCACCCCCGUGCUCUUUUCUGCACUGGUCCCUAUCGCAGUUACAGAUAUCGUCCGCCACCGUUCGGAGAAAGUCAACAAGCUCUACACGCGCUGCCUGGGCGCUCUUAUGCGCGAGAGCGAGGUCUCCGGUUACAAUGGUGUGAUUUGGUACCUUCUUGGUGCAUAUGUUGUCCUAAGAUUCUUCCCCAAGGAUGUUGGCGUCAUGGGUGUAUUGCUUCUUAGCUGGUGCGACACAGCCGCGUCCACUUUCGGCCGUCUUUACGGCCGCUACACACCUCGGCUCCGACCCGGGAAGAGUCUGGCUGGAACCCUAGCCGCCUGGGCUGUCGGCGUUGCCACGGCCGCGGCCUUCUGGGGUUGGUUCGUGCCUUACAUUGGCACCUUCCCAAAUGACCCAGAAGGUUCCUUUAUGUUCACCGGUCGACUGAAUCUUCUUCCGGACUGUGUCCGGGGUCUUCUGGGCUGGACCGGUGACUCGUCUUCCACCACGAUCACUGGGCCAUUGGCUCUCGGUGUCAUGAGCGUCGUUUCUGGCGUUAUUGCCGCUGGCAGCGAGUUCAUUGACCUGUGGAACUGGGACGACAACCUGACGAUCCCCGUCCUCAGUGGCCUUGGACUUUGGGGAUUCCUGAAAGUCUUUGGUUAA
Messenger RNA from Penicillium cinerascens, 1113 nucleotides. Its product is annotated as diacylglycerol/polyprenol kinase family protein. NCBI's taxonomy places the organism in Eukaryota, Fungi, Ascomycota, Eurotiomycetes, Eurotiales, Aspergillaceae. Gene Ontology annotation, cellular component: endoplasmic reticulum membrane. The record is from RefSeq and is a predicted model, not a curated record. The coding region runs from base 1 to 1113 and encodes 370 amino acids. Gene Ontology annotation, molecular function: ATP-dependent diacylglycerol kinase activity. Gene Ontology annotation, biological process: phosphatidic acid biosynthetic process. The transcript has a single exon.